Syngnathoides biaculeatus (alligator pipefish) is the source of this 2860-nucleotide messenger RNA. RefSeq names its product protocadherin beta-16-like. Gene Ontology annotation, biological process: homophilic cell-cell adhesion. The record is from RefSeq and is a predicted model, not a curated record. Gene Ontology annotation, molecular function: calcium ion binding. Lineage: Eukaryota; Metazoa; Chordata; Actinopteri; Syngnathiformes; Syngnathidae. The transcript has a single exon. The coding region runs from base 105 to 2612 and encodes 835 amino acids. Gene Ontology annotation, cellular component: plasma membrane.
GACGGGAGCACAACGGAUCACUCGACGUGCUGGUCCGUCCGAUUCGUGAUAUUGGCCAAAUAUUUGCACCUUCGGCGGUUUGGCUGCAAUUGGGAGUGGAUUGUAUGCGACAGUUAAGUGCGAGCGAGGAGGCGCUUUUUCUGUGGAAUAGAAGCAGAGCGGAGCAAACCCGGGGAGGAUUGGACGGAACAAUGAAGGCGCAAGUGGCGAUGUUUGUGUCUCUGUUGGCCCUCGACGCGGCCUACGGCCAGGCCAGCUAUUCCAUUCCCGAGGAAAUGAGCAGAGGCUCGUUGGUGGGCAACAUCGCGCAAGAUUUAGGCCUGGAAACGCGACGGCUGAUUUCGGGCAAAGCCGAGAUCUAUUCCAGGAACAAUGAAGAAUACAUCGAGCUGAGCCGAGAGAAAGGACUCCUCCUCGUCAGGGAGAGGAUCGACAGAGAGGCUCUUUGCGCGCACGCCGAGCUUUGUGCGCUGCAUUUGGAAAUUAUUCUGGAGAGUCCGAUGGAAUUUUACAGCGUCACUGUGCAGAUUGCAGAUAUGAAUGACAAUGCACCAAUCUUUGAAAAAAACGAGAUGACAUUUAAAAUAAGCGAGUCUGCGACCAUCGGUGCAAAAUUUCUUCUCGAAAGGGCAGUGGAUCUGGAUGUUGGGGUGAACGGCGUUCAUAAUUACGAAUUAAAACCAUCGGAUCACUUUGCUCUGAAGCUACAAAAUAACGCGGAUGGAAAUCAAAACGUGGAGAUGGUUUUACAAAAGCCUUUAGACCGAGAGAAAGAGGAGCAGAUGUCGCUGGUGUUGACGGCUGGAGAUGGAGGAGAGCCGCGCAUGUCGGGAACGAUGUUGAUUCUCAUCACAGUGUUAGACGCGAAUGAUAAUGCCCCCGUGUUUACGCAGCACACUUACAAAGCAACCGUGACUGAGAACUCAGCUGCGGGGACGAUCGUGGCAACCGUGUCGGCGUCGGACGCUGACUCCGGCUCCAAUGCAAAAAUUUCAUAUUCGAUUCAAAAUAUGGUGGGAAAUUUGAAAAACCUGUUUCAAAUCAAUCAAGAGAAUGGCGAAAUAUCACUGAUUGGAAAUGUAGAUUUUGAAAAGUUGAGACAUUUUCAAUUAAAUUUACUUGCAAGUGAUGAUGGGGGACUCACAGAUUCUUCUAAGCUGAUGAUCGAUGUACAAGAUAUCAAUGACAACACACCCAUAAUUAAUAUUAUGUCCAAAUCAAAUGUGAUAUCAGAGGAUGCUGAAAUCAAUACUGUUGUGACAAUGAUCAAUAUAGAAGAUUUAGAUUCAGAAGAAAAUGGAAAUGUAAAUUGUUUUAUCAGUGAAAACAUCCCAUUUAUUUUAAAAAAUUCAAAACAUAAUUACUACACUUUAAUGACAGACGGUGACUUAGACCGAGAGCGGUCGAGCGAGUACAACAUCAGCGUGACGUGCAGCGACGAGGGCGCGGCCUCCCUCUCCAGCAGCGUCACUCUCAACUUGCACAUCUCGGACGUCAACGACAACCCGCCCGUCUUUGAGAGGAGCUCGUACGAGGCCCACGUUGCGGAAAACAACGCAGCGGGUCUCUCCGUAGUCACGCUGAAAGCCAGAGACGCAGACUGGGGCCAGAACGCUCGAGUUUCUUACUUCCUGGAGGAGGAAGAAGUUCACGGAGUAGCCGUGUCUUCUUUGGUCUCCGUCCAUCCGGAGAGCGGCGUGGUCCGGGCGCUCCGAUCCUUCGAUUACGAGCAAAUCCAGUCCUUCCGCUUCAACGUGAGCGCCCGCGACUCCGGAUCCCCUCCGCUGAGCUCGGCGGCCGCCGUCCGCGUCCUGAUCCGGGACCAGAACGACAACGCCCCUCAGGUGCUGUACCCGGUCCAGACGGGCGGCUCGGGGCCGCACGCCGAAAUGGUGCCUCGUUCGGCGGACGCGGGCUACCUGGUGACGAAAGUGGUGGCGGUGGACGUGGACUCUGGCCAGAACGCCUGGCUCUCCUACAAAGUGCAGCAGAAAUCUUCCCCCGACAGGGGGGCGCUGUUUGAAGUGGGCCUCCACAAUGGAGAAAUGCGAACCGUCCGCCAAGUGACCGAUAAAGAUGCCGUCAAACAAAGACUGACCGUCGUCGUGGAGGACAACGGGCAGCCCUCUCGUUCGGCUACGGUGGUGGUUAACGUGGCGCUGGCGGACGGCUUCCCCCAAGUGCUGAGGUCGGAGUUCACCGACGAGGACGAGCGGGAGGCCGACGAGCGGCUGACUUUUUACCUGGUCUUGGCUUUGGCUGUGGUCUCCUUCCUCUUCGUGGUCUGCUUGCUGCUCAUCAUAUCGGUCAAAGUGUACAGGUGGAGACAGUCUCGCGUCCUGUACGGCUCCAACCUCCCCGUCAUUCCGUAUUAUCCGCCGCGUUACUCCGACACUUUGGGGACGGCGGGGACUCUCCCGCACGUCUACAAUUACGAGGCCUGCGCCACCGCAAAAAGUCACGUGACGAAUACGCAAGCCGUGAGUCAAAGUUUAGUCAGUGUGGACGGAGCGGACGCUGACGGGCCGCACGGCGGCGAGCAAACGUCGGGAAACUUCUCUCAGAUGUCGACUUUGGUGAGUCGAACGUUUCACCUUUUUCUCUCCAUUUGAUGGCUUUCACUGUUUUUUCACAUUUGUAUGACUCGUUUUCUUUUGUUGUUGAAAGAUUUUGAGGCGGAAUGGAACAAGAGUGGAAAGAUAUUAGUUGGUCAGUUGACUUCGUAUUUGUUGAAUUUAUUUACUUCCCAUUCAGGCUUGACAUUUGUUUUGUCACCUGGGACUGUGGGUAUUGUUUUCCCAGAGUUACUCGCCACUCAGCAUUUCCCCGAGGUUCACUUUUGUUUAUGUUUGUGAGUCUA